GACAUUUUGCGACUCGACUCCGUAACGGAGUUCUCCAUCAGUCGUUUGGCCCCGUUGUGCGUUUCAGUAUUUUUCAUUACCAUUUUACAAAGAACAGUUGAAUAAUCAAGAUGGUAACGAUGAGUGAACGAGUGACUCUCCAAUCGCAGUCCAACAAAAUUCCACUAUAAUGGAGACGAAAAUUCAACCCACGGUGUUUUAUCCUUCGUAUUGAUCCCACGAUGAUGCUCUCGGUGGUGGCAGCGUGUUUGUAAACUUUUGACCUCUUGAUAGUCCUCAAAGGUGGAGUAUUUUUGGUUGUUUUUCUUCAUCAAUUCUCUGUGAGUGUAAUGUGAAUCAUGGAGAGUGUUGGAGAUUACGAGUACAAUACUAAGGAUCUCAUCGGACAUGGAGCAUUUGCCGUUGUCUUCAAAGGCAGACAUCGAAAAAAAUCUAAUUUCAUCGUUGCCAUCAAGAGCAUAACGAAGAAGAGUCUCGCGAAAUCCCAGAAUUUACUUGGAAAAGAAAUAAAAAUUCUGAAGGAAUUAACAGAGCUGCAUCACGAAAAUGUCGUUGCACUGCUGGACUGCAAGGAAUCAAAUCAUAAUGUCUUCCUGGUCAUGGAGUACUGCAAUGGAGGUGAUCUGGCCGAUUAUCUUGGUGCUAAAGGUACCCUCUCAGAAGAUACAAUUCGUGUAUUUCUGAAGCAAUUGGCAGGAGCCAUGAGAGCUCUUAACGACAAAGGAGUUGUUCACAGAGAUCUGAAGCCCCAGAAUAUUCUGUUGAGUCACAAUUGUGGAAAGGCAUGUCCCCAGCCCCAUCAAAUAACCCUAAAAAUAGCGGACUUUGGCUUCGCAAGAUUCCUCCAAGACGGUGUAAUGGCAGCAACACUCUGUGGUUCUCCAAUGUACAUGGCACCCGAGGUCAUAAUGUCAAUCCAAUACGACGCAAAAGCAGAUCUCUGGUCCCUAGGAACAAUAGUAUUCCAGUGUCUAACAGGAAAAGCACCGUUUCAAGCUCACACACCACAAGCCCUGAAAUUAUUCUACGAGAAGAACGCCAAUUUGAGUCCCAAAAUCCCACCAGGUACAUCACCAGAAUUGUCGCAUCUGUUGAUGGGUCUCCUGAGGAGGAAUGCAAGGGACAGAAUGUCAUUCGAGGAUUUCUUCAAUGAUCCCUUUCUCCAAGGACCCCGAGAGAGCCCAAGCCUGGUGCCAGUAGAAUUGCCAGCAUCUCCAGAAACCAUUGAUUCCCAGAUUCCAGGAGCUGUUAAUCUAUCAGAUCCUGAAGCACAUAGUCCCUGCUCCAGUCCCGAAGACGAUUUUGUUCUCGUUCCAAGUGAUUUAAGCAGUGAUACAGAUAAUAAUCCCAAUCCCAGUUCCAAUCCUCCGGUUAAAUACAUAAAGCAAACGAGUAGAGAAGCUGUCUCACCACCUAGGCCAUGUUUCCUACCAAUUUCUGAACCUAUACCAGUGCCAAGCCAACGGACAAGCGUUCAAACAUCAUCACCAGGACGUGGAGCAAGCUCAGUUGUACCCAGAUCUCAACCUAUCAGUAUGAAGAGAAGUGUGGAUUCACACAGAAAUCCAUCAGUUGAUAUUGGGUCACUGAGUCCUCCAAGUGUACAAUUUGUCAUUGGUACACCACCUGGAAGACGUCUGAGUGAAACACCACCACCACCAAAUACCUGGCAAGUAAGUCCUGUUGCAAGGCAUUCCCAGUUGUCCUCAGGUGCUUCACCACUGAGAAGAUCAUCAGUUAAUAAUAGUGCCAGUUCCCCAUUACUCACUGGUCCACUUGCUGUCCUUGGAUCACCAACUGCAAGGGCUCUACAAGAUAAUAAUAAUUCCUUGAGGCACUCACCGAUCAUUCCAUUUGGAACAAGAGCUAUAACACUUCCGGAGAUAUCGGAAGCUGGAAGUUUUCAAAGUUUCUUUCCUGAGCUCAAUGCUGGCUCCUCAGACGAUCGUCCACUGACAUUUAUAGCACCAGAACUCCCAGAAGAGACUCUCCUGGAGCGUGAGCACAACGAAAUUCUUGCCAAGUUGAACUUUGUCGUGGCCCUUUGUGAUUGUGUCUCGGAAGUGGCGAGAACUCGUGCUGGUCCUCUUGGAGCUCCACUUGGUGGUCUCGAGCAGGCGAGCAAUGCAGCCACUAAGAGGCGAGCGGAACAGGUUAUUCUGCUGGUUAGAGCACUCCAGUGGUUGAGCUCGGGGCUCAGUCUAGCUACUCAGCAUCUCAAAGGUGGUAGAUUACAGCCAACAGCUAGUGUCAAGGAGGUCGUUAGCACUAUGAAUGAUAAAUUUAGAUCGUGUCUAGCCGAGUGCAAACAACUCAACAGCGCUGGAUUGCUGAGACAAACUGGUGCCACUGCUGAUAAAAUACUCUACAAUCACGCCAUACAAAUGUGUCAAUCAGCAGCCCUGGACGAACUCUUCGGCAAUCCAGCUGAGUGUUUCCAGCGUUAUCACACCGCCCAAAUUCUCCUGCACUCAUUAUCGCAGCACGUGAGCCACACUCAAGACAGGGCUUUGCUCAUAAAAUAUAAAUCAGCAGUGGAAAAACGACUGUACGUUCUCCAACAGCAGGGAUACAUAUACGCAACAGAUCCCACGUAACGCUUGUAAAAAUGAGAAUGAUUUUGUCGGAUCAAGUAAUGGAUCCACUGUUUAACUGUAUCCAAACCAUAACUAAGUUAAUGGGCGAUGCAAUAUGAAGGAUCAACGAGCAGACAAGCAAAAAAAUAUAUCAGGAGAGAGUGACAAGUGAUGGUUAUCCUUCGAUUUAUUUACAUGAAAAAAUAAAAUAAAUGAUCUAUAUAAAUAAUGUAAUGUAAUCGUGAUUUAUCAAUCUUUAUUUCAUAUAAAGUAAUAAACAUGUGUAUACUACGAA
This is a messenger RNA of Diachasmimorpha longicaudata, 2871 nucleotides long. RefSeq names its product serine/threonine-protein kinase unc-51 (gene Atg1). Gene Ontology annotation, biological process: piecemeal microautophagy of the nucleus; autophagosome assembly; axon extension. NCBI's taxonomy places the organism in Eukaryota, Metazoa, Arthropoda, Insecta, Hymenoptera, Braconidae. The coding region runs from base 339 to 2597 and encodes 752 amino acids. Gene Ontology annotation, cellular component: cytoplasm; cytosol; phagophore assembly site. Gene Ontology annotation, molecular function: protein serine/threonine kinase activity; ATP binding. The record is from RefSeq and is a predicted model, not a curated record. The transcript is spliced from 8 exons.